AUGGGAGCGAUUGUUAGCAAACCACCUCAAGGAAACUCUCAAAAGAAGGACAAUAGUAAGGAUAAUAACGUUGCUAGUAAGAACGACACAAAGGCUAAUGUACAAAAAACAAAGACUUAUGAGGAUCAACCAAAGUAUAUCCCAGAGAAACAACAAAAUCCAUCGACAACAUCUUCUUCUUCUAAUCCUCCAGUAAAUAAUAAUAUUCAAAAACAAGAUAUUAAUAAUACCAACAAUAACAAUAUAAAUAAUGUUCCUCAAAAUAAUGACAUUGAGGAAAUGAACAAUAACAAACCAAUAGUGGAUUUCAAGGAUGACCUCCCAACAGAAGAUGAAUUUGAUGGUGUUGAAGAAUAUAAUGAUGGAGAACAAGGAGAACCAGCAUUCCAAAUGGAUGAACAUAUCUCUGCUUGCAUGUGUCCAGUGUUCGUUGUAGAUACAAAAACAAAUAUUCAUUCAAUGAAUAGUUUCGGUGAGGAAUUGUUUGGAAAAUCCCUCAAAGAUUUGCAGUCGAAGAAUGUUUGCCUUAUUUUGAAUGAAAAUAGUGCAGGUGAACUUCAGAAAAGAAUUAGAGAUUACUUGCAGCUUAGAUCUAAAUCAAUGCUUGCAGAAAAGGUUGUGUAUGAUAUUAAGGAUCCAAAAACUCCGAUCAAGAAGGUUGGUGUACGAAUUACCGAAAUGAUCAAAAAUGGUUUACCAUUCUUCAUUUGUUAUCUUCAACCUGAAGGUAUGCAGAAAGGAAGUAAUUUUGAAGAUGUUUUAAAGAAUCAGAAUGCUGCAGCUGCUGAUGACAAUGAAGACGAUGACGAGGAUGGUGAUGGUAACAGUCAGGCUAGUAUGGAUAGAAAGAGUUUAAUUGGAGAAGAAAAUAAUGAAGGAAAUAAUACUGCUGAGGAAGGGGAAGUUCAACAACAAUCAUUCCAGUUCCACAGUGCAGUAACACAACUUUCAACAAUUCCUAUCGUUGCCAUUGAUACUCUAUCAAUUGUUAACACAUGGAAUCCUGCUGCUGAACAUGUUUUUGGUAUUAGAGCAAGUGAAAUUAUUGGCAAUUCACUGACGGUAAUUAUGCCUGAUGAAAUUGCUAUCAAUCACAAUGCCUUUGUGAACAGAUACAUCAAGACUGGUAUUAAGAGAGUUGUUGACAAAACCAGAGUUGUUAAUGGCAAAAGAAAAUCAGGAGAAAUUUUUCCUGUUGAACUUAAAAUUACUGAAAUCAAAGAUGACAAGGACCAAAGAAUUUUCCUUGGGUUUGCCAGAGAUAUGACAGCCGUCAUUACAAAGACAGAACAGUACAAACACUUGGCUGAACAAAUUUUCCCAGCCUCUAUAGCCUCUAGAGUUGUAAAUGGUGAUCUUAUUCACGACUUCCACGAUCAAGCAACAAUCAUGUUUAGUGACAUUGAGAACUUUAACCAAUUGUCAAUGGAAAUUUCUCCAAAGAAUCUGAUAAGCUUUUUGGAUUCCAUUUUCGAAAAGUUUGAUGUUACGAUACAAAAAUAUCAAUUGGAAAAGAUCAAAACCAUUGGUGAUAAUUAUAUGUUGGCAAGUGGUUUACCAGAACAGAAUAAUAAUUUUGCGGAAAAUGCAGUAAGAGGAGCCUUUGAAAUGGCACAAAUUGUUUCUGAUAUGAACAAAACAUCUAAAUUCAAAGUGAAUGUUAAAAUUGGUUUGAGUACAGGUGAAGUUGUUGCUGGUAUUGUCGGUAAGAAGAAGCCUGCUUAUGACGUUUGGGGAGCUACUGUAAAUUUUGCUUCAAGAAUGCAAUCUACAAGUCUUACUAAUCACCUUCAAAUUUGUACAAAAACAUAUGAAAAAUUACCACAAGAUCUUGCCUCUAAGUUUACCCAUAGAACUGGUGUCAAAGUGAAAGGAAUUGGUACUUGUGAGACUUAUAUUUCAAUUGAUCCAGUUGUGUAA
Naegleria gruberi is the source of this 1920-nucleotide messenger RNA. RefSeq lists its product as uncharacterized. Lineage: Eukaryota; Heterolobosea; Eutetramitea; Acrasida; Naegleriidae. The transcript is spliced from 2 exons. Gene Ontology annotation, biological process: adenylate cyclase-activating G protein-coupled receptor signaling pathway; regulation of DNA-templated transcription; cyclic nucleotide biosynthetic process. The record is from RefSeq and is a predicted model, not a curated record. Gene Ontology annotation, molecular function: adenylate cyclase activity. Bases 1 to 1920 code for a protein of 639 amino acids.